Andrographis paniculata is the source of this 861-nucleotide messenger RNA. RefSeq lists its product as uncharacterized. The transcript is spliced from 2 exons. Bases 313 to 627 code for a protein of 104 amino acids. Lineage: Eukaryota; Viridiplantae; Streptophyta; Magnoliopsida; Lamiales; Acanthaceae. The record is from RefSeq and is a predicted model, not a curated record.
UGUCAAAAAGCGCGUGGCACGUCGCACACAAAAAAAGGAAAGACGAUAAAUUUCGGGGAAAAAAAGUUUGUUGAAGAGUCGAAUCGAUCGAUGGUAGAGGAAGCAUUUUGAGGAGAGAGAGAGGAUUGAUUGAAUCGCCGGUAGUAGGCUUUUUCCAAUUUAUUUGGUGGCAAACAAUUUCGCCGCGCUCGAUUCGAUUUGGUUGAGGAAGGGAUUCGUUGCCGGCCGGAAAGGUUUGGUUGGGAGGCGCCGCUCUUCGACAUUUCCUCUUCAUCUGUGAAUUAACGCUGCGGCAGAUAAAGAGCAAAAAUAAUGGCGAUUGAAAACGUAAUAACUUCACCUCAUCGAAGAACUCAGACGCAAACUGCAUUCUCCCCGCCAUCAUCGAAGAGGCAGUACCCGCGAUCCGAUGAAUUAGGAAGCUGCUCGACCCUGAUACAGCGCCACCGCUUCCUUCUCACUGCGCUCGUUCUCCUCGCAUUUCUAUGCACCGUUUAUCUCUAUUUCGCAGUCACUUUGGGCGAUGGGAGCAACACAUGCUCCGGAUUGACGGGCGCCCAAAAGGUAACGUGUCAAUUGCAGCAGGCGAAGGCAUCUGUGUCCAAAGGAAAGCUCAAGGUCUUUUAGCUCCCGAUAAAUUCGUCGAACAGUAUUAAGUUAUCUAUAUAUAUAUAUAUACUACUACUACUACUACUAUCGUCGUCUAGGUCAUCUUGCUCUAAUUUCGAUCAUAGCUGGUUUUAGUGAAUCGCGACAAAUUCUUUUUUUGUACGAUUUUUGCAUCUUUGAAGUGAAUCACAUUUGGGAACUUAUGGGAAGAAAAAUAUGAAGAAAUGAGAUCGAAAUAUUUGAUCGUGUCUA